CUAAAACUUGCAAAAAAAUAUAUUCUAAAUUGCAAAAAUUUAAGAUACUUUGAUUUAAAGACUUGAAAUGACUUGAAGUUCAAAGCAGACGACUUGGACUUGACUUAGACUCAUGGGCCCGUGACUCGAGACUCGACUCGGACUUGCCUUGUCUUGUUUUUGACUCGGGACUUGACUCGGACUUGAGACUUACAAAACAACUCGAUUUGGUCCCACCUCUGACUGUAACACAUGACACAUUUCGAUCACUUUUUUACCCUUUAUUGUUUUUAAAAUGCUAUAUUCACCUGAAAUAUCACGUUUUAGAAGUUUCGCUUUUCGUAUUUGACCCCCUCCCUUUGCUCUCUGCCCUAAACCACUUCCCAUUCCCCUUCAGACCGCAAUGACAACACAGAAUUCAGCCAUGGCCCUCGUCGACCUCUCGUCCCUGUCGUGCCCCGUGUGCCUGGACCUCCUGACCGCGCCCGUCACCAUCCCGUGCGGACACAGCUACUGCCGCAGUUGCGUGCAGCGCCACUGGGGGCAGCAGAGCGGCCCGUUCAGCUGCCCCCUGUGCCGGAGAGCGUACGGCCGCAAACCCACCCUCAAACCUACCUUCCAGCUGGCGGCGCUGGUGGACGGGGUGAGGCAGAGGACGCCCCCGGCCGCCAAACGACGCGAACGGCCUCGGGAUUUGUCGUGCGACGUGUGCGAGGAGAAACAGGAGACGAAGAGGAGGAGGAAGAAGAGGAGGAGCAGCCCGGACACGGUUCAAGAACAUGACGAGACGCAAAAGAGGGUGAGCAGGGUCCAUAUUCUCUACAACCUCGAGCUGAAGCAGGCCGAACUGAAGAAACUUCACCAGCAGCCCCAUCACAUCCACCGCACAGCCAGAGAGACACUGGAGCGCGUGGACGAGAGCUUCAGCCUCCUGUCCCUGCUGCUGGAGAAGACGAGAGCCCAGGUGAAAGAGCAGAUGUACCUCUACAAGAAGGACCAGCUGAGGAGCAUCCAGGAGAACCAGGAGAGGCUGCAGGAGGAGGUGAGCGAGCUGAAGGAGAGCCUGCCAGAGCUGGACCCGCUGGACGCUGAUGAUGAAGAGGAUUUACCGACCAAAGCCCCAAAGCCCUCAGAGACAAACCUGGAUCAGUCUGAAGCCUGGAGCUUCUGUGGUCAUGUGACCUCGUCUGUGUCGUCCCUGUGUCUCUCACUUCAGUCCACGCUCGAGCUCUUCUGCCCGCCUGAGCCUGAGCCGGUCAACAGGGCGGGCUUCCUGAGAUGUGCCUGUGACGUGAGCAUGGAGCCCACCUCUGCUCACGCAGGGCUGUCCCUGUCUGCGGACAACAGACAGGUGAUCCUGAGGAGCCCGGCCCCGCCCCCUCCUGACCACCCUGACAGGUUCACUCACUACAGGCAGGUGCUGAGCAGGGAGGCGCUGAGCGGCCGCUGUUACUGGGAGGUGGAGCGGAGCGGGUGGGGCGCCGUGCGCGUCGCUCUGUGCUACAGGGACAUCCAGAGGAGGGGACAUGUGGACACCUGUGCCUUUGGACACAACCCUGAGUCCUGGAGCGUGGACAUUUCAGACAAAGGCUUUUCCUUCUGCUUCAAAGGGAAGCGUGUGGAGCUGGCUGGACCACCAGCCUCUCGACUCGGGGUGUACCUGGACCACAGCGCAGGUCUGUUGUCCUUCUACAGCGUCUCCCACAGCAUGAACCUCCUGCACAGACUCCACACACACUUCACUCAGCCUCUGCACGUGGGCGUCUGGUUCUACUGGGGAUAUCAGGGAGACUCUGUCUACUUCCCCAAACUACAAAACAAUCCUUUUAUACAGAUGAUCUGUGUGUAACACUGGGCCUAUCCACAAACAUCCUGUCGGGUACAUUUACAAAACUUUAAAUUCAGUCAUUUUGAUCAAAGUGAAUUCCACCUUCCAGAAUGUAAAUCCAGUCUGUUCAAUACUUUUUCAAUGUUGUUCAUGCUGAAUAUUUUGUAUUUAUGUUAAAUCUAUUCAAUUUUUUUGGUCUAACAUCUUAUUGUUUGCAUUUGUUUAUUUGAUUUUAGUUUAUUUGGAGUUUAUAUUUACUAUGGUUCAUAUUUUAUGUUGCACCCUGAGGCCACAGUGUGACACGGUUUGACACGGUGUUUAGGCCGGGACGUUUGCACUUGCACUUUUAUUUUGACAGCAUCCUGGAGUUUAUUUUUAGAUUGUAAAUGUGACACAGACACAUGAGGACGGAGACAGAUGGAGAGAGUUUACCUGAGCUCAGCACGGACCGGGGGGACAGGGACGAGAUGGAGAACAGGCACACAGCCCAGUCCCACAGCCUGAGCAGCUCUGGUACGAUAAUAAACUACUGUACUGUUAAAUCUGUUAAAUACAGUUAGAUUUGAAGUGAAACGACAGCAAAAUGUCUGUAACUUGUUGAAUCAUUCUGUAAGAGUAAAAACAUAUUUAACCAUAUUUAUUAGAAGGAGUUAAAGCCACAGAAUGUAACUUUUUUAUUGCCAAAAAAUAGACGUUUUUUC
This is a messenger RNA of Boleophthalmus pectinirostris (great blue-spotted mudskipper), 2508 nucleotides long. RefSeq names its product E3 ubiquitin-protein ligase TRIM39-like. The transcript is spliced from 4 exons. The coding region runs from base 383 to 1828 and encodes 481 amino acids. NCBI's taxonomy places the organism in Eukaryota, Metazoa, Chordata, Actinopteri, Gobiiformes, Gobiidae. Gene Ontology annotation, molecular function: protein binding. The record is from RefSeq and is a predicted model, not a curated record.